Molecule: messenger RNA, 237 nt
Organism: Clunio marinus
Lineage: Eukaryota; Metazoa; Arthropoda; Insecta; Diptera; Chironomidae
Source: the annotation of a GenBank genome assembly
AUGAAUUGGUUUUGCGGAGAAAGAGGGAAAGAAAAGAAAUUUAAACGUGAUCGCGAUGUUCUCUGGCACAUUCUGUCGCCUUUUCAAUUCUUUCUUUUUUCUUUUCUUACAACCAAAGCACUUCUUAUCCCCAAUGUUAAACUUUUAUUACCAAUAAAUUCAUCGACAGGCGAGGUAGAUGAAAAAGAAAAUAAAAAUGAAUGUGCUCUGGUAUUUAAGAGUCACAGAAACGUAUGA